UUCAAAUAUGUCAUUCAUCUUGGCAGCGGUGCUUCCCACCGUCGCCAAGCCCUCAUGCGAGUUAGAUAUAGCCCAAUUGAGGCAUGUUUGGGUAGAUGGACUUACAUACUUGGCCAGGUUCCUUCGGCAGUGUCCUCCAUUAGUGGCAUCAAGCGAGAGCGUAAUCUCCUUCGAAAAGAAAGGUGCAUGCCUAACAACACACGCCAUAGACCCUGUGGUUGUCGCAACCCUUCAAACGGUAUUUUCAGAAGAUUUUUUGAGGGCGUUACUGCUGUGGAUUACAAGGAUGGGGUUUUUCGACGAGCGACGGGCUGAUGCUUUCCUGAAGGCAUCACAACGACAAAGGGAUAAGUUGGAAGUGGCUGAGGCACGCCGCUCUUCGACCCUUGACUUGAUCUAUGCAAGCUACAAGACCCACCAAGAUCUCAAAUCGGCCUCUUGGUUCUCAAGGCUUGGACGACGGCUGUUUGGUGCCGAUACCGCACCAACGUUCGACUCUAACAUUGUUCAGGAGGAGUACAUUUAUCGAGGAAUUUCGAAGGUUGAUAAUCCGUUCCUUUUCACUGUUGAAAGUAAUGCUAAAGAGGUGGACUCCGUUUGUGAAUUCCUAACAGUUAUAUUGUGGAAGUGUUACAGCAGCGAUAUGCAAAGACGGCUAGCCUUCAACAACUCAGUUAAGCGACAAGUUCUUAACACUGUAGCGUAUUCAGGGCCAACAUCAAAGUUUUUGUGGGUACACUUACUUACCCGAUAUGGUAGCUCUUUGGUCAAAAUCAAAGGGAUACAAUGGCUUGCACCGGGUGAGGGUUCUAUGCAUGGAAAUGCAUUCAUUUCGGCCUUGGUUAUAAUGGCAGCCAUCUUGCAACACGAAUUUACGCUUCUCAGUAAUGAAGACUUCCGAAAAGGAUUGCCAUUGGCUCAAGCACACAUUGUGCAUCUGGUAAAGACGCUCAAGGUUUUCUGCUACGAAGGUUGUUUAGCGCAUACAGAUGAGAAGGUUUUGAUGCCUACUACUACGAUGACUACAGCUGAGACAUCAACGAGUGACUCGUCUGUUUCGCCUGCUGUAUUGGAUGUUAGCUACACUCGUUUUGUCCUGACGACACUUUGCCGUUUUUUAGCUACCUUGUACAAUCGGUGGUCUCGGAAAGCUUUCUGCGCACUCUCUGUUUGGGUGUUAAGUGACGCGAAUUUUACUUUUUUACGCCAUGACUCACGUCAUUGGUCACCCAGGGCGAAGCUCUUGCUUCACUUACUGCCCUUCACUAUACCAUUUUCCGAGCGAUUGACCUUGUUUCGAGAGUGGAUACAAAGCGACAAAGAUACAUUCCAAAAUCGUUCAGCACCAAUCGUAGUCAAAAUCCGGCGCGCUUCACUCCUUGACGACGGUUUAUCUAUGCUCAAUUCGUUACCAGAAGAGUUUUUAAAACGACGGAUCGUAGUGGUAUAUGUAUCCGAAGCUGGCACACAAGAAAGCGGAAUCGACUUAGGUGGCCUAUUGAAAGAUUAUAUUACAGAUGCGUGCCGCCUGCUUUUUGAUCCAGCCUUCGGACUCUUCAGAACAAAUCGUUCGGGGUUCUUGUAUCCUAAUCCAAUUGCUCCCUUGAUUCAUAAUGACUACGCCACUCUGUUUGAGUUUGCUGGCAAAAUUGUGGGUAAAGCAAUGUACGAAUCCGUCGUGGUAGCCCCAUUGUUUCUUCCUAUGGUACUUGGGCAUAUGCGAGGGCACUAUGACUAUAUGCAGAUGCUUCAAGACCUUUCCGAUGUAUCUGAAGAGCUGUAUAAGAAUCUUUUGUAUUUGCAGAGCUGCGAAGAUGAUGCAGUUUUAGACGAAUUAGGACUGUGUUUCGCCGUCGCCCACCAAGACCUGGGAAGACAGCAUGAAGAAGAGCUAAUAGAAGGUGGUGCCCAAAUUCCCGUGUCAAAAGCAAAUCGGUUGGAGUAUAUCCAACUGGUCACGAAGCAUCAUGUCGUAGAUAGAAUUGCUGAACAGUCUAAAGCAUUUUGUCGCGGGUUUCAUCAAAUUAUUUCUCCAUCAUGGCUAAGAGUCUUUAAUGAGUGCGAGCUUCAGCUGCUUGUCAGUGGUUCCAUAGGCGGAGAAUGGGAUGUUGAAGAUCUUAGACGGCAUUCUCGAUACGGACAGGGAUAUCGGGGAGCAGACAAAGCCGUCCGCAUACUUUGGGAUGUGCUAGAAGAGCUUGAUUAUGAAAAGCGCAGACAAUUUUUGCACUUUGUCACGUCCUCGGACCGAGCCCCGCUAGGAGGGUUUACGAAUCUGGACCCUGUUUUCACAAUCACUCGGGCUUCCUUAGCUCAGGGAUGUGAGAAACGAUUGCCAAUGGCCCGUACUUGUUUCAACGAACUUAUUUGGCCAUGCUACACAAGUAAACUUGCAGCCAAAAACAAAUUGUUGCAAGCCAUCAGCUCUGGUGCAGGAUUUGAGCUAACCUGAG
Nannochloropsis gaditana CCMP526 is the source of this 2453-nucleotide messenger RNA. RefSeq names its product ubiquitin-protein ligase E3 C (gene UBE3C). The annotation marks the transcript as partial. Gene Ontology annotation, biological process: ubiquitin-dependent protein catabolic process; protein polyubiquitination. Gene Ontology annotation, molecular function: ubiquitin protein ligase activity. The record is from RefSeq and is a predicted model, not a curated record. The transcript has 2 exons.